GAGCUGAAACUGUCAAUGAAUGUGGGUAAUGUUCCAUCGGAGCGCACACAUUGUGGAGCAUUUUUAUCCGUGUCGUGCGCAGUUUUUCGUGUAAAAUCGCUUGUUGCAUUUUUGUGCAAAUGACGUGAAAAAAAUGUACUGUAACUGCAGUACCACCCCGUGAGAGGAAUUUUGUGUGCAAAGAAGCAACGGAAGGGGUUCAAAAAAAAUCAAUUUUCUUGCAUCAAACCCGGACAUUUACAACUUCCUCAUAUUUCUGAUGCGUUGUCCAUCAUCAAGGAGACGUUGUACUGUUGUGGUGAAAAAGGUACCACCCAGCAGCUGCCCACAGUGGUGGCACCCGGAAAGGCCACAAGACUGAAACGCAGUGUGCAAAGGGGUUGGAAGAGGAAGAAAGAAAUAAAUAAGAAGUGCGGAGGAAAAAAACGAAGAAGAGCAAAAAAGCAGCACAGCGAGUUCGAUGGACGCUGACAUUUGAUGACGCUUCCUGGGUGUUUUUGAACUUCUUUGUGGCCCAAUUACUGAAGCGAAUGACCCAAAGUGGAGCCCAUUGUGGUAAAAAUCCCAAUAGCGAGCUGAGUUGAGCCUUCAAACAUAAAACAAAAAAAGAAACAAGGAACUCCCAUCAUCAUCUGACAGAUUUUAGGAGUUGCAGCAGCAGCAGCAGUAAAAAAAAAGAAAGAAAGAAGUCUUAACCUGAACGGAUGAUCUGAAUGGAAAGACGAAACAGGAGGAUUUGAAAAAGAUAAGAUUACGACGAUUAGAGAAAGGAUUUUGGUGUGAUUGUGCGUGUGUUUGUGGAUUAUGUGGAUAGAAGAAUUUUCCGGUGGUGCAUGAAUGGAUGGUGAAGAUGCUCAAAUCAAGCACGGAGGGAUCAUCAUCUAUGCUAUCAACGGGCGAAAAUCAUUCGCUGAUCGUGAAAACACGAACAAGACUGUAUGAGCAACAUCCAACAUACGAGGAGCUCUACAAAAGCACCAUGAGUCUGCUCAAGGUAGUCAAUGAUGGUGCCAUUGAGGAAAGUCCCGCGGCUGCAUCAGGUAACGCAUGCCCCCUACUCCCGCCCAUAAGGACAAAUAAUAAUACAACCAGCGUCAAUAAUAACGUCCACGGUGAAGCAGACGUUAGCGGCGGUGGUGAUGCAGCCAAGGAGCCCGAAUCGGCGGAACUAAUAACAAAAGGUGAGGAGAAGGCACUCCAUCAGAACCCAAUAACAAAAGCAGCCUCAGCACAGGAAGUCCUAAUGGCAUACAGACACAAAUUAACCCCCUACGAACGCAAUGAGAUUCUCAACUACAAACAAAUCUACUUCAUUGGGGCCACAGCAAUGAAGAGACCCGGUAUCGGUGGUGCCAAUAAUUGUGACUACGACAACGAGCAAGGAUCCUACAUUCACAUCCCACACGAUCAUGUGGCCUACCGCUAUGAGGUGCUCAAAAUAAUUGGGAAAGGGAGCUUCGGGCAGGUCGUCAAGGCGUACGAUCACAAAACCCAUCAACAUGUUGCCCUUAAAAUGGUGCGCAACGAAACGCGCUUCCACAAACAGGCACAAGAGGAAAUACGUAUUCUCUACCAUCUACGUAGGCAAGAUAAGGAUAAUACAAUGAAUAUCAUCCAUAUGUAUGAUUAUUUUACGUUCCGAAAUCACAUGUGCAUCACAUUCGAGUUGCUCUACAUUAAUCUGUAUGAAUUGAUUAAGAAGAACAAAUUCCAAGGAUUCUCCUUGCAGUUGGUGCGUAAAUUUGCACACUCACUGCUCAUCUGCUUGGAUGCAUUGCACCGAAAUGGGAUCAUUCAUUGUGAUCUAAAACCCGAAAAUAUAUUGCUUAAGCAACAGGGUAGAUCUGGAAUUAAGGUAAUUGAUUUUGGGUCAUCGUGUUAUGAGGAACAGCGUGUGUAUACGUACAUCCAGAGUCGCUUCUACCGUGCCCCAGAAGUCAUAAUGGGUCUCAGGUACACCUGUGCCAUUGACAUGUGGAGUCUGGGAUGUAUUCUCGUGGAAUUGUACACGGGAAGUGCUCUCUUUGCUGGUGAAGAUGAAUUUGAUCAGUUGUCGUGUAUAAUGGAAAUGUUGGGCAUGCCACCUGAGAAGAUGUGGGAGCAAUCAAAGAAACGUUCAACGUACAUUAGCUCCAAAGGCUACCCACGGUACUGUAGACUUGCUACAAAUUCCGAUGGGACAAUGCGUAUGAUCCCCGGGAAGACGCGUCGUGGUAAAUUACGUUGCGUACCCGAACAUAGGAGUCUCAAGAAUGCCCUAAAAGGAUGCGAAGAUCCAUUAUUUAUUAAUUUCAUUCGUGGUUGCCUGGAAUACGAUCCUGCACUACGGAUGACCCCAUCGGCUGCACUGAGGCAUAGUUGGUUCCGUAGGCGUCUACCACGGCCACCAGAUACGGAUUCAAGUGGUGUUAGUUCGUCAAAUUCAACCCUUGUGUCGGCAAGUGAAGGUACCACGCAGGAACCCGCAGCGGCACGGGUUACCUACAAAAAGGCACCAAAAUCACCGGUACAGCAGCCUCAACAGCGUGCCCCCUCGCCUCAGAAGGAGCAAGAAGGUACGAGAAAAUGUCCAAGAUUUUGUAGGAUAAGUUAACAUUACACAAUAUAGCUCUAUUAGCUUAAGGUGCGCGCCUCAAAAAAAAAUUAGUAAGAUGUGUUGCAGUAUUUGUGCCUAUGGUAAGCUAAACUUCAAACCCAUUUGUGCCAGUUGAUCCUUGCCAAAAAGUUACUGUCGCGUCGUUCCCACAUAGACCUGACAACAUUGGCAAGGGAACUAUUUGUUUUAAAUUAUUACUUAAAAAAAUCUUUUUUAAUUUGUUUAUUAAUUCAAUUUUUUCUUAUGUGUUUCAUUUUAGGAACAAAUUAAAAGAAAAUGACGCUUCCACCAACGCAACUAUUUAAAUCAUCACAUGGACUGAGCAGUAUAGAGAUACCGACUUUAGCAUUUUAUCAAUGGAGCACAGACGUUGUGCUCAACUCAGAUCUCAAUAAAAAAAAACUUUGUGUGUUUAAUUUAAAGGAGCGAUGGAUUUAAAAAAAAAAGAAGUGAAAACAUGAAUAAUGAGAACAAAUUGUGGAUGCAGAAGUAAUUUAAAAAAAAAAAACAAAAAUAAUUAAAUAAAAAAAAAUGCAUAAUGCGCCAAUCGAUACUCAAGAGCACCCCAAGAAAAAAAACGGACGAGAUCGUUGUUCUCAAAAAAUUUGAUGAUGAUGACAAGAUAAAAGGAAGGAAGAAAGGAUUAAUAAAACAAAAAUAAAUAAACUCAUGUAUAAAUGAAGCUUCUGUGUGAUCGACGUCGGAGGGUGUGUAUAAAAAAAAUUAAUAAAAACAAGAAAAAUAAUUAUCAAAUGUAGAAGAAGAAAAAAAACCUGAGAACUGAAAUUGUUACAUUGUUCGAUUAGUAGAUUUUUUUAAUAUCAGACAAUUUUGAUGACAACACCUUCCCCCCCCUUAGACGGUAUAAAACAAUUUACGUGUUAUGAUGAAGAAAAAAACAAAAAUUAUAUUGUAGAUGAAUUGCGUGCAAAAGUAGGAGAUUUGUGAAUUUUAAAAAUUCAUUUUAUUUUCCCCAUUUUACCUCGCAGUGAAUAACCAUCGCGCGGAGGAUGUUUUCUUUCUUUUCAACACAGUUUUUAAAAAGAAAAACAAAAAAAUUGUAAUUUUAACAUUAAAUUACAAAACUUUACAGACUUUUUGCAAAACACAGUGCGCCCCAAAAACUUCUUAUAAAAAAAUAUGCUUUAAAACAACAAAAAAUGUUAAGCCGUUUUUAAUAAAAUGCAAAUAGAUAAAGAAGAAGUAAAAAAAAACUCUUGAAAAUGUCAAUUUGUGACGACAUAGCGUCUAUGCAUUUGUUUUCCCACAUAUCCUACCACCACCCACUCCACCCUCCUCUCCACCUCCCCCUACAACCCAGAAGAAAAAGUUUAUUAAUGAUUCAAUUAAUGGAUUCUUUGUCCUUUUAAUUUUCUUCUUCUCUAUUCCUUCUUUUUAUCUUCAUACCUUCUUGAUUUUAUUUUCAGAUUUAUUUCUUUUUUUACUUCCUCUCUACCACCACCCCAACCCCCUCCUACAAAUAUUCAUACCAAAUUUUUGCUAAUUUCCAGUGAAUUUCACUUUUUAUUAUUCGUUAAAAACGUUGAGAAGGUAUAAUACUUGAAAUUAUUCCGCGACGUGUAAGAAAUAUUGUAGAAAAAUUUUGCCCAACUGGACUAUCUACUCUAAUUUGAUUAGUUUGUAUCAAAAUUAAGAAUUAAAAAAAAAUUGGUUAGAUCAGUUUGAAGAACAAGACUUGAACAUUUAGACAAUUUUAUUAUUAAUGACUGUUGAGAAGAAAAAAAAUUUUUAUUCGCGUAACAAUUAAUGUUAAGAAUAAAAAAAAAAGAAAUAGUUUAUCAGGUUAGUUGAGCUUAAACGAUUUUAACUAUUUAUUCAGUCCAGCCGGGUUGAUUUUACGACUGCGAUUUAUUACACGUCGCUUUAAAAAAUAAUCACGCGUAUAAUACUAAACCUCCAACGUAUUAAAUUAAUUACUUUAGGCUUCUCUUUUGAAUUCAAUUUAAUUUAACAAACAAAAAAAUCUUCCCAAACCUUUUCCCUUCUUCCUCACAUCCUUUGUAAAAAAAGAAAAAACAAAAUAAAUAAAUAAACGCGGCGUACGAGUUAUUAAGAAAGCGCCUCAAGGUCCGCGUGCACGAACUUAAGUGCUGGUGCACCCGAAAUACAUUUUUCUCGACUUAUUGUGAGAGACUUGGGACGAAUAAAAUGCAAUAACAACCAAAACAAAAA
Molecule: messenger RNA, 4789 nt
Organism: Lutzomyia longipalpis
Lineage: Eukaryota; Metazoa; Arthropoda; Insecta; Diptera; Psychodidae
Gene: Dyrk3
Product: dual specificity tyrosine-phosphorylation-regulated kinase 2
Exons: 2
Coding region: 842-2593 (583 amino acids)
Biological process (GO): peptidyl-threonine phosphorylation; peptidyl-serine phosphorylation
Cellular component (GO): nucleus
Molecular function (GO): protein serine/threonine kinase activity; protein serine/threonine/tyrosine kinase activity; ATP binding
Source: RefSeq, a predicted model, not a curated record